GCCAGAAAUAACUGGAACUUGGAUAACGUUAAGAGAAUGUACACAGCGUUUGACUCGAUUGUGUGUGAGAGAUGCGUUGGUAGUGGGCAUGGCUGAUCAAUAUCAAAGCUUAGCAGUUCCAAAAGCCGUGCGGGAUCAGCUGAUUCGUACUGCACCCCCCCAUUACCGAGCAGCAAUGCUAACCGUGAUGCUAGGCGAUCCAGGUGCCUCCAUGUCUGACAUUAAGAAUCGUAUAGGGGAGUUAGGAGCCCUGGGGAAUUGGGAGGAGCCACGAAGAAGGGAUGACCAUCAGCAAGGAUCCCGUAGCCCGCACAGGGAUGGGCUAAGACCAGGACAGGGACCGUCCAGAUCUGCGUACUGGAGAGCACUGAUUCAGACAGGGGUCUCUCCCUCUGAAAUAGAUGGACUUCCCACAGAGGAAUUAAAGAAGAAAUGCCAUAAAAAAGGAUUGAAGGUAAGUUGCACAAGAUAUUCUGAAUUUCCAGGACUGCAUACUUUGGCACAAAGUCUCCGCGACGUCGUCCAGGAGUCCAUGAGCGAAGCACGUGGAUCUGAGUCGGUAGGACAAAUACAGUCGGGUGGGCCCCUUAAGAAAAAGAUCAUUGCUAAAAUUUCGGAUUCAGAAUCAGGAUCAUCAGAAGAAGGGGAAAAACACCUGCGGACUGUUAAAAAGAAAAAGAAGGGCAAAAAAGGUAGGAAUAAGGAUAGGAGACAUUCAGCCCUGUAUCCUGACCUUGCACACCUAGAAGAAUGGAUGAAUGGAUUGUUGAAAGAGUCACUCCGGAAGAUGAGUGAUAAACAUGACUUGACCAAUUGGAAACCAAAUCUAGCGCAAGCGGUGGCCCAAUUGAAUAACAGGCCAAUCGCACCAGGGGUAACACCACUAAACCGAAUGAUCACUGUCCAUAACACUCCAGAUAAAGAACCUAUCAAAAUGUGGAAGAUUGAUGAAAGGGCAGAACUUCCUAUCAGAGCUACCCCAGGCUCCGCAGGGUUGGACUUGAGAACAUUGGAACCCGUGACCCUAAUACCUAAUCAGGUUCAAGUUGUAAAAACAGGGCUCGGGUUACAGUGCCCUAAAGGAAUGUAUGGCCAUAUUCUACCGCGGUCAGGAUUGUCCUUAAAAGGAUUGACCAUUCAGGCUGGGGUUAUUGACAGUGAUUAUCAGGGAGAAUUGGGUGUGGUGUGUCGCCACCAAGGCGAAAGUCCCCUGGUAUUACAAAAAGGAGACAAGAUUGCACAGUUGCUACUGAAACCAUGUGAUAUGUCAGAAGUUCAGGAAAUCUCUCCACCCACUGAGAUAACAAUAAGGAGAAAAGGGGGCUUUGGCUCCACAGAUAAACCUGGGGCAAAGGUUUGGGCCGAAGGCUCUCCGGUCACGUUUCAGAGGUAA
Poecilia latipinna (sailfin molly) is the source of this 1393-nucleotide messenger RNA. RefSeq lists its product as uncharacterized. The coding region runs from base 89 to 1393 and encodes 434 amino acids. Gene Ontology annotation, molecular function: magnesium ion binding; dUTP diphosphatase activity. The record is from RefSeq and is a predicted model, not a curated record. NCBI's taxonomy places the organism in Eukaryota, Metazoa, Chordata, Actinopteri, Cyprinodontiformes, Poeciliidae. The transcript has 3 exons. Gene Ontology annotation, biological process: dUMP biosynthetic process; dUTP catabolic process.